Messenger RNA from Centruroides sculpturatus (bark scorpion), 6265 nucleotides. RefSeq lists its product as uncharacterized. NCBI's taxonomy places the organism in Eukaryota, Metazoa, Arthropoda, Arachnida, Scorpiones, Buthidae. Gene Ontology annotation, biological process: DNA replication, removal of RNA primer. The transcript has a single exon. The record is from RefSeq and is a predicted model, not a curated record. Gene Ontology annotation, molecular function: nucleic acid binding; RNA-DNA hybrid ribonuclease activity. Bases 1991 to 3520 code for a protein of 509 amino acids.
UUAAUAUAGUAUUUAAUAAAAUUUUUUAUAUUUUAAUUAUCUAAUAGUAUUUCCUACCAAUUCUAGCGGAUGCUUAUCUUUUAUAUGCUUUUUUAAUGAAUUUAGAUGUCUAUAUGCACAUGGGCACAAUUUGCAUUUGAAUGUGUUUACUUCUGAAUGGCAAUACAUGUGAACAUCAAAUUUUGAUUUGUAUUGAAAUUUUUUUCCACAAACUUCGCACGUAAAUUUAUAUAAGUUAUUUGAUUCCUAUUAAAUAAGUAAGAAUAUAAUACAGUAAAAGUCAAUUAAUCCACCACUUGAUAAUCCCGAAUGCUGGAUAAUCAAGUGCUGGAUGCCUGUGACUGUACCGAUAUUUGUGUGUUGUUCUGAAUUUUGAAUAUAAAAUUAUUCUGAAUAGAAAAUUAAUAAUUAAUAAGUAUGCAACGUUCACCAAUAAAACGUGGUAGACCGCCAACUAAUAGAAGCAAACCGGAAAGCAAAAAGACGCAACCAGUUUGGCCUAAUGAUCUGUUCACCUUAAUAUAAUCGAUAAGUGCCGCCGUAACUUAUCAAUUGCAAUUUCAGGACACGCUUCCUGUUACAUAAGAGUUGACCGUUACGAUUUGAAAUGGACCGUUCCCAUUCGUAACGAAAUCGGGACGAGGAAGUUGGUCAUGAGGGCAUUAAAGCGGCGUGAUGUAACGGUUUUAGUCGAUAAAACUAAUCGAGGAUCACUUAUUUAUCCUUGCUUAUAUAGCAUUUUAUUUUAAAGUUAUAAAACUUUAUUUUAAAGUUACGGUAAUAAUUUAGGAAAAAUUACAAUUAUAUCUUUUAUUUCAAUCAGUUUUCUUUCUUUCAAUGCCUGUUUAUAUUUAUUUUAUUGUAAUUUUAUUCAAAAAACAAAGAAAUAAACAUAUCAAUGUGCUAACCGAGGGGGCUGAAGUGGAGAGCUUCUCCCCACUUAUCGGCUUGGCUGUCAGGAAAUGGCUAUAGGAGGGCUAAAAAUAUGAAUGGGGAGGAGUCGGAAAUCGUGAGCAGGUGUCCAAUUGAUUACACAGGUUUAAAAUAGACAACACAUUUAAUAAACAGAUCAGAAAUUAUACAUAAAGAUAAUAAAUAUAACACUCGCGUAUCAAGAUAUAAAUAGGUAUUCUAAAAUCAACCUAACGCUAAAAUUCGAAAGAGAGCUCACAUUAGAGAGAGAUAAAUAAUAAUGGCAAGGGUUUACCUCAUAGGAAACAUUCUCAUAUUAUAGGGCGUUGAUAAAACACUCUGUGAUCAUCGUCUUCUACUCCGAGGUGUCCCUUGAAGGCUAUGUGGAGCGAUGUCUUCUCAGGUCGUGCGGCUAUGUCCGGUUACAGUGUAUGCUCCGUCGCUCCCAAUCUGUAGAGUUCUUCCUUGGGCGAAGUUCUUCGGAGGUUUUUUUGGAUAACCUCUCCGAGGAGUAAUUCCGUCGUAUAUGGAGAGAAUAGAAAAUAUUCAGUUUUUUUCCUUUUCAUGGAGCGGGGAUUAUGAGCUUCUUAGAUCCUGAGAAAGCUGGAAGAUCCUGCGUCGAUGUUUCUUCCCCAACGAUCGCUCUUGAGGUGUCAGAUCGUUCCCCUUAUAUACCCUUUAGCGUGGGAAAAACCUGGGAAUUUGUUGACGUCUUUUGACAACUCUCCCUGAUUUAUUAUCGUUUCCCGCAACUUAUCUCCUUAUAUAGUCAUUCUUUUUGUCCGGUCGCUCGGACAUACGUAUGGGGGUCACGUGACAUCGUGAAUGGUUUUAGUUUCAAUGUAGAGAAGACCUCAUGCAUUCACUUUUGUCGAAGGCGUGGUUUCCAUCUGGAUCCCGAAAUUUAUUUAAAUGGGGUUAAAAUCCCAAUUGUGAAUGAGGCUAAAUUUUUGGGCAUUUUGUUUGACCAUAAACUGACAUUUUCGCCACAUUUGUGCAAUUUGAAGAGUAGAUGUUUAAAAGCGCUAAACCUUUUAAAGGUCCUAUGUGCUCAUCCUGAGGAGCAGACAAAUGUUCUAUGCUCAGGAUUUAUAGGGCCCUUGUCUGCUCCAAGCUGGAUUACGGGUGCAUUGUUUAUGGCUCUGCGCGAAAAUCUACUCUUCGAAUGCUGGAUCCAAUCCAUCAUCAAGCUCUGCGUUUGUGCACUGGUGCCUUUCGCACCUCUCCUGUACAAAGUCUGUACGUGGAUGCUUAUGAGCCUCCACUAUCACUCAGGAGAGAACAGUUGUCUCUCUUUUAUUAUAUUAAGCAGAAAUCCCAAACUAAACCUUUAGUUGUUUGUACUGUAUCAGAUACCCAACUGACAACAUUAUUUGUAGCUCGCCCAAGCUGUGUCCCUACAUACAACAUAAGAAUGGAGAAUGUAAGCAGCACGAUCGACCUGAAAAUGGGCAAUAUUUCACAGCUCGAGGUUGCUAGUAUACCACCCUGGUCAAUUCCUUUAAUAAAUAUUGACUUUAGCUUAAAGCAGUUUCCUAAGGAAUCCACUCCAGACUAUAUCUGCAUACAGCACUUUGCAGAAGUUCAACACGAAAACAAUAAUUUAAUUCCUAUUUAUACUGACGGUUCUAAAUCGGAUGAUUAUGUUGGCUCAGCCUUUGUUUGCCAGGAUGAAAUAGUGGCAGAACAAAUUGAAUCAAAUUCUUCCAUAUUUACUGCAGAGCUGCAGGCUAUUCAUUUAGCCUUAAAGUUUGUAAUCAGAAAAGGUCAUCGUCACUGCGUGAUUUACACUGACUCAGUUAGUGCACUUCAGGCUUUGAUCUCAUAUGAACGUAGUUCUCACUCCAUAGUGAUUAAAAUCCAUAAACUUUUUUGCCAUCUAUGUGCGAGUAAUAUUUUUGUAAAAUUUUGUUGGGUCCCAGGUCAUGUAGGUAUAAGAGGAAAUGAAGAAGCUGAUGCAGCUGCAAAGUCAGCAAGCCUUCCUCAGCAUACAAUGUUUAUCGAAGGAGGUGAUUUGAAGCUAGUUGUUAAAAAGCGACUAGUGGAGAGAUGGCAAAAUAUGUGGAAUGCACAAAUCCACAAUAAACUGCAUGAGAUCAAACCUACGAUAGAAAAUUGGACACACAAGAAAUUCUAUGACAGGAGAUCUGAGGUUGUUUUUAGUUGUCUGAGGAUUGGACAUACUCGGUUGACUCAUCAAUACCUUUUGAAGGGUGAGGAGCAGCCAGUAUGCCAGUAUUGCAACUGUCCUCUUACUAUAAAAUACAUACUGCUCGACUGCUCUGCCUUUGAGAUCAGGCGUAGAGAGCAUUUUGGAAAUGCAAGUUUCAAAGAGAUUCUGGACCAGAGAUCAAAUUGUUAUAAUGUAUUGGAUUUUUUCCCCUCGAUGUGGGUUCCUGUCCGUGGCGAGGGGACCUCCCAGAGAUGGUUUAGUAACUUUUUUUUACCAUUCCUGGGAUCUGAACACACACCCACAUGUUUGCCGUGCGUGGUGUCCCGUAUGCCGGAAAGGGGGAUCCUGGUAGUUGAGGGGCAACAUAACGUCCCCAACACACUGCUUUGGCCCCUGCUUCGGAUAAACGGGAGGCUCAAAUCAGGCUUAGUUUGAGUGAAUUGGCUGGUCGUUGAGUCAUCGGCUUGACCUCGGCUUGGAGUCAACCGAUCGAUGCAGGCCGGGCAGACAUGUCAGACAAGAUGUGCUCUUCUUGACUGCAUUGUGAGGGUAUAGUUCCUGGGAAACCCUGGUGUGAUGGUCUACGGGACUCUCCCAUGUGACGGCAUCCCCUUGUUGGGCCCCACGGUGGGUGGGGUCACUAGGAGCUGAAAUAUUAUUAUUUAAUCAUGGAUCAUAAAUCUUCAAAAAAUACAGACAAACCAGAAAACAUGAAUGAAAACACUGCCAGUCAACCAUCCUACUUAAUAGUGCAUGCUACUGGGGAAAAAUCUUUGUCAAAAUGUUCUACUUUUUUGAUUCAGAAGUUAUUCGAAUCAACGAUUGAGCACCUGAAAAAAACACAAAAAUUGAGGUCAGGAGACCUACUUGUAGAAACUGCCUCAUUUCAACAGUCGGCAAAACUUUUAGCUGCAAAGAAAUUGGGAGACAUUGAAGUCACCACAUGGAAGUUUGAACUCAUCACGUGGUGUGAUAUCUGAGUUUGAUCUGAUGUUUGAAGAUGAAUCAGAUAUUCAGAUGAACCUUUCAGACCAGGGUAUCACUGCUGUUCGACGUAUUUCCAUUCGUCGGGAUGGCAAAUUAAUAUCAACCAAACAUUUAACCUCUUGACGUACGAGUCAUUAAAAAGAAUGGCUUCAAAUGAAAAAAUUGUUUAUUAUUAUUUAAAAGGAAACAUCUAUUUUAUCUGGAAAAAAGUUUCAUUCGAAUUUUUUCAAUUUGUUAAAAUUGGUUCCUGAAUGGCAUCUUUUCCUUUGGAUAGCCAACUUUACAGGGGCCCCCUGCGAUUCGGCUUCUCUGUACUAUUAUUAGUUUUGCCGAGAAGCUGCCAUUCGUCGGUUAGCGAUAAAAGAAUUAAAAAAGUUAAUUACAAAAUAUGUAACGAAGGUAAUGUAAAAAAUGAAAUAAAGUUCGUAGCUAUCUAAGCUUUGAUUUGCUUUCUUGUAUUUGUUUAAACCAAUAAAUGUUUUUUCACCACCCCAGGCCAUAAAUAUUUCGGGAAAGUCCGUCCCUUAUUAUUGUAAAGUAAUUAGCGGCAAGAAGACAGAUUAUUGGCUGAUAAAAUCAAUGGUAAUCUUUUUAGAACUGUAAUUGGUUUAUUUCUAUAUUUGUUGAGAUAUUAUUUCGGUGAAUCACCAACCUUUGUAAACACAAACUAAAAUUGCGGCUAAAUGCCAUGCUUAUGGAGCUACGAUUGUGUAAAUAUGUAAACAGUCGCUAUAAAAUGGUUAGUUUUGUUUGAUUUUUAUGUACAAUUUGCUAAAAAAAAAGAUUUGACAGUAUUUAGACGAGUAAAAGUGUUUUCAAAACCGUUUAGCAAUAAAUAUUCCCGGAAAACUCCACCUUACUAUAGUAUUUGUAAGGAAACUUUUCUUGAUGUCAAUUCGCUUUCAAGUUCUUAUUUGUACGCCUUUUACGCUCUAAUUGGUCAUUUUUAUUAUGACUGAACGGAUAUCAACCAAUGUGUGUUUUUGUAGAACUGUUCGUUCAGGAUUUUCCCGCGAAGAACCAAUGGCUUUCAAAGUCACAUGAUAAAAGUAAGAAUGUAAAUAAACGUUGAAAAAAGUUAUUUUCAUCACUUCUACCUGUAAUUUCGCUAGGUUUCAUGUUAUUUGAAUGUACUUAAAGUAGAAGAUGUCUAAUCAGAAGCUUCUAGUCAAAGAAUGUAUCCAGAAACUUAUUAUUUCCGGUUUUUGCAGUACUUUCGUAAAUACGUAAAAAAUAGGUAUAUAAUCGUUCAUAUAAUAAGGUAAUAAUCGAUUAUUAUAGUCUACUCUUAUGAUAAUGGUGUAAAUAACAUAUACAUAGGAUUAAAUAUGCGGUAUCGAUACUACAAAGUGUAUUGACCUAGAUUUACAAAACCCACCACCCCCUUCACGCCGAUCGGCGUUAUAAACUAUACGUCGUAUUAUCUUCCUACAUUGGAUUAGAAAGCUGCAAUUUUUUUUAUUUCUGAGAAUAUAGAGCUAUCUGUAUAACAUAUAUAACAGAAUAAUCGGAUAUUUAUAAAAAAAAAUUUCUUUUGAUUACUUUAAAAUCUUCAAUUGUAUAAAUUUUUGUAAAUAUAUAAUAUUUUAGUCAACAACCAUAAAUGCUGGUAUGUUAUUCAUAAUUUUAUAUUAUCAUACAUAUAAAUUCAUUUCUAUAGAACUUAUGAACAUCUGGUUUGCAAGUAUCCAGCAGGCUUAGACGGCUGAACUAUAAUAAAGUCUGACGACUUUAUUACAGUCUAGAGCAACGGUUCCCAACCUUUUUCGGGUGGCGACCCCUUUUUAUAAAAGCCAAGUGACCCGCGACCCCGAUACUAUUGAAAAAGACAUUUUUAAUUAGGUAAUUAAAAAAACAACGAAAUUAGUUUUUAGUAUAAUUUUAUUUUAAAUUAUGUCUAAUAAUUUAAUGCGAUUGUUGAAAUUGUAUGUUAUUAACCAGCCUUAAAAUUCGCGGGUGAGUUUUUGUUAAAGCCAACCUCAUGUCAUUCUCAACAUUUAAUUUAUUCCUCUCAAACUCUCAACACAUGAUUCAACCAACUGUGACGGAAUAGCGUACCUAGAUUACACUCAUUUUAAUUUUUAAAAAAUACAGUCGACCCCCAUAACACGGUAGAUACGUUCCGUUUUUUAUGAAAUUGAUGUUUUAGGAGACCUUGCCAAUCACAGCCCGACACGUGUGAAGUUUACUGAC